CCAAAAACAAAGUAUUCAACCACCAAAAUGUCCCCAGCCAAGAAGAACGGCUCAGCAGGCAAAACCACAGCAAAACAUCGCAAGCUGAGAAAAUCCCAACAGAAGGCUGGAGAAGAAGUGCACCAGGUGUACUUUAUGAAGCUCCGCUCCGGUCUUACCAUAAAAAAUGCCUGUUACUUUAGGAAAGAAACCACCAAAAGGAUGUCACCAAAAACUGGUGACAAGAGCAAAAAACAACAUCUGGUAUUCUCUGCCUGUCCACAACUGCCUGUGAAGCAAAAUCAAAUCUUUCCACGGUCUUCUGGGGUGACCAGAUUUGCCACCGAGCAGAAAAGUCGAAGUAUCCAAAGUAUGGCUGAAAGUUCACCUAUGUUCGAAUAUUACGCUUCUCUGAGCACAUUCAACGAUCAGUUCAUCACUUUUGCUUUUGAGGACGGAGCUUAUGCCAUCUAUGUUGAAGAUUUGGGAAAAGACCAAGAGAAAGACAAGGUGUUUCUCCGUUACUAUGGUUCUCAAACACCCGCAGGUGAAUCAGGUGAUGAGGUUGAUAGUAAGAAGCUUAUGGUAAAACUGAGUCCUAAAAAAGAAGAAAACUUCUGCCUGCAUGCCAACAACAAGAACCUCUCUCUGGAGAUUCGAGAAUGGUCAGAAGACGAAAAGCCAUUGCCAGACCAGGCCUUCUUUCUCUUUCAUCAGCUGUCCACUGAUUGUGUUUCAUUUGAAUGCAUGAGCAAUCCUGGAACAUUUAUCGGAGUCUGCGAUAAUCACCUUAAGCUAAUUCCAGUGGACCAUCCUAAGGAAAAACAUUCAAGCAAGAUCAUGUUUAAGCUCUGUAAAAUUUGA
Trichechus manatus latirostris (Florida manatee) is the source of this 843-nucleotide messenger RNA. It is a transcript of the gene IL33, whose product is annotated as interleukin 33. Gene Ontology annotation, molecular function: cytokine activity. Bases 28 to 843 code for a protein of 271 amino acids. Gene Ontology annotation, biological process: positive regulation of inflammatory response; positive regulation of cytokine production. Lineage: Eukaryota; Metazoa; Chordata; Mammalia; Sirenia; Trichechidae. The transcript is spliced from 7 exons. The record is from RefSeq and is a predicted model, not a curated record.